AUGCUCAGGAAGGCGGGGAAGGUGCUGAGGUAUGGUGUGUCGGGAUUCUUGCGUUUCGCGUCCGAUCUAGCGGCUUUCGAUCCAGACAAGCGCAUAAUCCCGAGCGCCGGCCUGCGAGAAGCGCUAGAUCACAUCGGCGCCCGCGGCGACGAGCUCGACAGCGCCUACGCUGCUUUCCUCCGGAAAUGUGGUGAAUCCGGGGCGGCGGCGGAUGCGAAGCUCAUCCACGAGCACGCGAUCGCCAGCGGCCGUGACAGGGGGACGUUUUUUGGGAAUGUCUUGGUCCAGAUCUAUGGGAGGUGUGGGGAUUUGGCCGCGGCGCAGGCAGCGUUUGCGAGAAUCUGGCACAAGAAUGUCUACUCGUGGAACAUCGCCAUCGCGGCAUUUGCCAACAACGGGCAUUUCGAGGACGCGGUGGCAAUGUUCUAUGAGAUGGAUGCGCAGCCAAACAGGGUCACAUUCCUCGCAGUUCUUGGGGCGUGCUCCAAUCUGCGAGACCUGGAAGAGGCCAAGAGGAUCCACUCGCACGUCACGCAUCAUCGCCAAAACGCCGUGGAUGAGGAUGUGGUACUUUGCAAUGCUCUCAUCCACACGUAUGGGAAGUGUGGGAGCGCCGAGGAUGGCAAGGCGGUGUUUGACAGGAUGUGGAGGAGGGACGUCGUGUCUUGGACAUCGAUGAUCGGCUGCUACGCUCAAGACGAGCGGUAUGGAGCUCAAGCGCUAGAGCUCUUCCACAGGAUGGACGUGAGGCCGACAGAGAUAACUUUCGUGAGCGCGCUGGAUGCGUGCUCUUCGCUGGGGGAUAUCGAAGAAGGAAGGAGGAUUCACGCUGGGAUCAUAGCUGCCGGGUUCCAGUCACAGGUUUUCGCUGGAAAAACUCUGGGGAACGCGCUGGUUAAUAUGUAUGGGAAGUGUGGGAGCCUGGAGGAUGCUCGAGCGGUGUUUGAUAGAAUGGAGCACAGGGACUUGGCUGGAUGGAAUGCCAUGGUUGGAGCUUACGCUCAGCAUGGAUAUGGAGGUGGAGCUGUUCAUACAUUCCAUCUCAUGGACCUGGAUGGAGUGAAGGCCAACAACAUCACUUUUACGUCGCUCCUGACCGGUUGUUCGGGAAAAGAGAUGCUUUCGGUGGGAUCCGAGCUCCAGGAUCGUGUGCUAGCUUGCGGCACCGAGGCAGACAUCAUAUUGCAAAACACUUUCAUCACUGCGUAUAGCAAGUGUGGAAGUUUGGAGGCUGCCCGGCGAGCCUUCGACACAAUGCCAAGAAGAAACACCCCGUCUUGGAACGCCAUCAUCGGGGCGUGCGUCCAGCACGGGCAAAUGGACGGGGCUCUCCGCUACUUCCAUCGCAUGGACGUGCAGCAGGACGAGGUAACUUUCAUCAAUGCUCUUGGAGCUUGCUGUGACGCUGAAUAUCUGGCAGAGGGAGCAGCCAUUCACGGGCGAGUCCUUACCGGGGGAUUCGAGCAGGACCCGGUCGUGGGCUCGGCUCUCGUCAACAUGUACAGCAAAUGCGGUAGCCUGGAGAGCGCAAGGUCCGUCUUUGAUCGACUCACCUGGAAGACGGUCGUCUCGUGGACAGCGAUGAUAGAGGCAUACGUGCAGCUUGGCCACGGAAGUGAGGCUUUGAAGCUGUUCCAGCGGAUGGAGGUAGAGGGCUGCAAGGCCAACGACAUAACCUUCAUCAGCGUCCUCGGAGCCUGCACUGCCGCUGGAAACUUCUUGCAGGGGAAGGCAAUCCAAUCGCGAGUUGUGGCUUCCGACGUGAUACUGGUGGCACUCGUCAAUCUCUACGGAAAGUGUGGGAAGUUUGGAGCAGCUCGGGAGCUGUUUGACAGGAUGAAGCUCAAGCCCGUGGUUGCAUGGAACGCGAUGCUCUCGGCCUACUCUCAGCAGGGACAGGGGGUGGAGACACUGUCACUGUUCCAUAGCAUGAUCCUGGAUGGCGUUGAACCGAACAGCGUCACUUUUAUGAGCCUCUUCCCCGGAUGCAGUCACGAGGGGCUCGUGGACAGAUCCUGGGACUACUUCCGGUCCAUGAGCUUCGACCACGGAGUCACGCCAACACCGGAGGUUUACGGGGCGAUGGUCGAUCUUCUGGCACGCCAAGGCGACCUGGACGAUUCAGAGGACUUGAUCAACAGCAUGCCAUUUCAUGCCGAUGUCGUGGCAUGGACAGCACUUCUCGGCGCCUGUAAGACUUUUUUCGACGCCGAGCGUGGAGUCCGAGUUGCAACUAGUGCCAUGGAGCUGGAUCAAGUGGUGCCCGCCCCGUACUCGCUUCUCACAAGUAUCUUCUCCGGCGACGCGGACGAGUGAGAGCCAGUGGUGGAAAGUCGAGGCAAGCCUAAGAUCUUUCAGUACUGUGCUGAUAACUUUGUCGGCUAUCUACAGGAAAAUACUUCGUCAGCACAGUACUUAGUCGGCCUUACGUCUAAUCGUUAAGUCUUUCCAGUUGAUAAAGUGUUUCCGGUACCACGGACUGGAAGUGGCUGGAAGCUUCAUUUGGGGUAUGUGUCAACAGCGCCUAUUCAAUCUUUCCUGGACCCGCCUUUGCAAUAACACGUUGAGUGCCGGUCGGGCGUUGCUUUCGUGGAUCCUGAGAUGAACGGUGGGACACGCCACAGUACGAAAUGAAGGAUAACUUCUUUAUGGUCGGCCUCUGCUCGAGUACGUAAAAUUACAAACACAUUUUCUUCAUCUUGCUCACGGUUUUCUUUCUGUUUUUAUUCGUGCUUAGGAAAUCCAUCUCGCUCGUGACUCUUCGAUUGCAUUUCUACAAACAACUUUUGUUUGUACUUCAUGGUAGUACUUUGUCUUCCCCCUGUAAUGCAUGAUCUACUGACACCCCCUCACCUUUUA
Selaginella moellendorffii is the source of this 2859-nucleotide messenger RNA. Its product is annotated as pentatricopeptide repeat-containing protein At5g27110-like. Gene Ontology annotation, cellular component: intracellular membrane-bounded organelle. Gene Ontology annotation, molecular function: protein binding; RNA binding. Gene Ontology annotation, biological process: RNA modification. The record is from RefSeq and is a predicted model, not a curated record. NCBI's taxonomy places the organism in Eukaryota, Viridiplantae, Streptophyta, Lycopodiopsida, Selaginellales, Selaginellaceae. The coding region runs from base 1 to 2316 and encodes 771 amino acids. The transcript is spliced from 2 exons.